AUGGAUUUCUUUUUUAUUAUAUGUUCCACGCUUUUUUUGUUAAUCAUCAGCUAUCUACGCCAUAAAUAUCAAUAUUGGGAGCUACGUGGUGUAGCACAGCUAAAAAUGAAUUUCCUCUAUGGAAACUUCUUCCGCAUAAAAACCAUACAUAAAACAGAAAUCUUCCACGAAGUCUAUCAAAAGUUUCGUGGUAAGACAAAAGUAGUCGGCACAUAUAUUUAUACCAAACCAAUUGCGAUUAUACUCGAUCUCGACCUGAUAAAGUCGAUAUUAAUAAAGGAUUUCAAUAAAUUCACCGAUCGUUUCGAACGCGACCGUAACCCGACAAACUCAUUAAGUAACAAUGUUUUUUCAAUGCCCGGUGAGAAAUGGCGUCCACUACGCAUAAAGCUUUCACCGACCUUCACAUCGGCGAAAAUGAAGUUUAUGUUUCCCACGCUGUUGACGGCAGCGCAACAAUUGGAAGAGGCUUUCAGCAAAGAGUUGUCCAAAACAGCGAGUGGUGUUAUUGAAUUACACGACUUAAUGGGUCGCUAUACAACCGAUGUGAUUGGUUAUUGUGUCUUCGGCAUUGAAUGCAAUAGUUUGAAGGAUCCGAAUGUUGACUUUCGUCGCAUAGGACAUACUAUUUUUUAUCGGCAGUAUUACUCCAUACGUUGGCGCACAUUCAUGCUCACUUAUCCGAUUAUGUUUAAAAUACUACAAUUCUUCAAGGUCAAACGUAUCCCCAACAAUGUCGAAGAGUUCAUAUUUCGUUUGGUGCGUGACACAGUGCGUUAUCGUGAAGAGCACAAGGUGGAGUGUAACGAUUUCAUGAAUCUAUUAAUUGAAUUGAAAAAUACAAAGGACUCGGAAGGUGUGCAACUAAUGAGUAUUGACGAGCUGGCAGCGCAGGUGUUCGUAUUCUUUGCUGCUGGCUUUGAGACCAGCUCCAGUAAUAUGACUUAUGGGCUAUUUGAGUUGGCAAAGAAUCAGAGAGUACAGGAUAAGUUGAGAGCGGAAAUUAAAAUGGUGCUGAAUAAACAUAAUGGCGAGUUAACAUAUGAUGCUAUGAAAGAGAUGACCUAUUUGGAUCAGGUUAUAACUGAAACUCUCCGUAAAUAUCCAGCACUCGGUGCCAUCACUCGUGUCUCCGUUGACGCAUAUAAAGUACCCGAUACCAACAUUACACUCGAAAAGGAUACAAACAUCUUUAUACCCGCCAAAGAGAUACAUUAUGACCCGGAUAUCUAUGACAAUCCAAAUGAGUUCCGCCCGGAGCGUUUCGACCCGGCAGAAAUGGAAAAACGUCAUCCGCAAGCUUUCCUUGGAUUCGGUGACGGACCACGUAAUUGUAUUGGUCUCCGUUUUGGACGUAUGCAGGUGCGCGUUGGCUUGAUAACUGUGCUCAAAUCUUAUCGCUUCAGCUUAUCAGAAAAGACACCAACAGAAUUGGAAAUUUCUAAAGAUCAUAUCGUGCUCGUGCCAUGUAGCGAAGUGUGGUUGAAGGCAGAAAAAAUAUAAAGAUAGACGAAUGUAUUUAGUAAUAGUAUAUUUUCUUUUUAUGUUUAUGGAUUUUUAUAAUUUCUUUUAAGUAGUUUUCGACUCAGAGAAUUUAGAUUUACCAGUAAAUGAAUAUGGAACUAUUGUCUGUCUAAUAUAACCAGUAAUUUUCAGGGAUGUUAUUUGAUACCAUUUCAGUUGAAGAAUGAUCUGUACAAUAUGUAGCUCUAACUGAAAUAUUAAAUAACUAUACAUGGUAUGUACAUAUGUAGAUAUGCACUUAGUCCUGUCAUAAGUUCUGCUGCAAGUUCAAGCCGUUAUAAAGAUGUAACUGUAAUAAAAUUUUGAAUAAAGGUUAUUGUGUGUAAUAAUGGAUAUAAUAGAUAA
Bactrocera tryoni is the source of this 1869-nucleotide messenger RNA. RefSeq names its product cytochrome P450 6a2-like. The record is from RefSeq and is a predicted model, not a curated record. The transcript has 2 exons. Gene Ontology annotation, molecular function: iron ion binding; monooxygenase activity; heme binding. Lineage: Eukaryota; Metazoa; Arthropoda; Insecta; Diptera; Tephritidae. Bases 1 to 1503 code for a protein of 500 amino acids.